AUGUUCCGGACCGCCACACGCGUUGCCACCAAGGCCACGGCCUCCGCUGCCGCGACCACCGCCGCUGCUUCCGCGUCGGGCGUGGGGCUGAGCACCGCAUUUGCAGAGCCAGCACUACAGAGCGACGCAUCUGUUCCGUUCGGCUACAAUGGCUCCCUCCGUCCGCUCGACGGCAGCUGGGAGGAAAUCCCGAAACCCGCUUCCCCCACUCUCCCCGCUUUUCCGCAACCCGCGGAAUCCGCCAGCGCCUCCGUCGCGGGGUCAGCGCGAGCGGCGAGGCAGCGGGCGAGCGCGCGCGUGAUUUCCCUUGCGCCUCCCAGCAGGGAAGAGACGGACGCCGCGUGGGCGGAGGUGGUUUCCACCAUGAUGGCGCCGCCUCGCCCGUCUCACUCUGCGCUUGCCAGCCCCGCUGGUGCCGCGCGCGCUAGUCUUACCGCUGGUAUAGCGGGUGCUUCCGCGAGUCGUGCGGGGGAGGAGGAGAGCAUGGCGGAGAGCACAUGGGAGAGCGAUUGGGGGAGCGAGUGGGGGAGUAAGAGCGCGACCGCGUGGGACAGUAUGGGCGACGACGCCGCUGCGUCCAUGGCGGCGUCGGAGCGCGCGCUGCAGGUGGCGCACGCGUCGGCUUCCGACGCGGCGUGGCAGCACAUUGCGGGAGGGGCUCUUGCUGUGACGCAGGGAGUGACGGCGCGCAUGCAGCAGCGCGGGGGAAACCACGCGCACCAGCAGCAGUACCAGCAGCAAUACCAGCAGCAGAUCCAGCAGUAUCAGCAGAACCCCAUCGCCAUGCUGCUCGCGCAAGUGGAGGCGGAUCGGGAGGCCGUGGCGACGGUGCGCAGUCUGGCGUCGAGUCCGGGGGUGUUCAUGGCGAUAGUGAACGACCCCGUGAUGCAGGAGUUCAUCCGCAGCCGAGGCGGCGUGCACAUGCCUGGCGUCAACAGCAUCACUGAAGUGACAGAGCACCCGGUACCCGGACAGCAGCACCAGCCUCCGCAGUCUGCAAUUGAUGCGCGUGGAGGUAACACCGGUUCCCUGUGGGAGUACUUGUCGUUCGCGCUGGGUAAGAUGCGCUCUGUGGUUGAUGCGAUCUCAGACCUCCUUGGGACCGCCUUCCUGCCUGCAUCGCUCUCAUCCUCUUCUGCAGCAGGCAGUACGGGAGGGGUUGCGGAUGCUGGUGCUGGUGGUGGGAGCGCCACGGGUGCAUCUGGUGGCAGCAGUGCGUCUGGUCUUGCGGGGCUCAUGACUGUGGUGGUGAGCCUGGUGGUGGUGGUGGUGCUCGUGGUUAUCAAGAACAGAGCCAACCAGUGA
This is a messenger RNA of Closterium sp. NIES-65, 1305 nucleotides long. Lineage: Eukaryota; Viridiplantae; Streptophyta; Zygnematophyceae; Desmidiales; Closteriaceae. The record is from the annotation of a GenBank genome assembly.